GUUUUCCUUUCUGUAGGUACUAUCUAUCCGAAUCGCAUGUGUGCGAUUGGUGUUAUUGUAUUUUAUUCUUCGUUUUUACAUAAUUUAAUAGCUUUUGUCAACUCGACGGCACAUAUCACCAACGAUACUACUACAUACGAUACACUCGAUACUAUUCAUUUUCUGUAAAAUUCAAUUGAUACGAGCAGAACUUUGGUACACAUGUCGGGAAAAAAAUGCAAACAUUGUGGGUCAUCAGAAAUCGAGGUAGAUCCAGCUCGAGGAGAUGCUGUGUGUACAAACUGCGGAACAGUAUUGGAAGACAACAUUAUCGUAGCGGAAGUUGAGUUCCAAGAAAAUGCUCAUGGAGGGGCUUCUGCUAUAGGGCAAUUUGUCUCUGCAGAGUCGAAGGGUGGAGCCACUGGUUUCGGCCGUGCAUUCAAUGCGGGAAUCGGGCAAGAAUCCAGAGAGAUUACAUUAAGAAAAGCAAGGGAAGGCAUCACAGCAUUAUGUCAGCAGUUGCGCCUGAACCAGCAGUGCAUAGACAUUGCCUGCAACUUCUUCAAAAUGGCCUUGUCUCGUCACCUCACGAUUGGCAGACCAGCAUCACACACUCAGGCAGCCUGUGUAUAUAUGACAUGCAGAACUGAACGCACUGAUCAUCUCUUGAUAGACAUCAGUGAUGCUCUUCAAAUCUGCUGCUACCAGCUCGGCCGGACAUACUUCAGGUUAUCACGGGCACUCUGCAUUGUCAUCCCUCCCACAGAUCCAUGUAUGUACAUACUUCGCUUCGCAUCGCAGCUGCAAUUCGAGAGCAAACUGCACGAGGUCACCACCACGGCCCUAAGGCUCGUGAAGAGGAUGCAGAAAGACUCCAUCCACUCGGGACGACGACCCUCCGGGAUUUGUGGAGCUGCCAUCCUGAUCGCAGCCCGCCUUCACAACUUCUCGAGAACUCCCUCCGACGUGGUGCGAAUAGUAAAGGUCCACGAGUCGACGAUACGCAAGCGGCUGAUGGAGUUCGGGGAGACGCCGUCCAGCGCGCUGACCGUCGACGAGUUCAUGACCGUGGACCUGGAGGAAGAGCAGGACCCGCCGGCAUUCAGGGCUGCUAGGAAGAGGGACAAAGAACGACUGCAGAAGCUUAUAGAAGAAGAGGACGGUGAAAAGGAAAUGACAGAUCUGCAGAAAGAGAUUGACGCACAGUUGGAGAAAGACAACUCUCGAAGAAAGAAGGCUGCUGCGGCUGCCUCUGCGAUUCCUGCGUCUUUAUCAGUACUAGAAGAGCACAAUGACCCCGAAUUCGCGGACGCGUCUCGGUUCGCCGCAGAAGACACGCUGAGCCUGAUCGGUGAGAUCGCUAGUGAUAGCGUGAAGGACACGGCGUUGGGAACUUCCGAGCGGCUGAAGUUGGAGAAAGGAUUAGCUCCAGACCUAGCAGUAAUAGGCCUGGGUCAGGCCGAGGAUAAAUCAGACAAGGACAAAUUCCUAAAGCCGGAGCCCAAACAGCAGUUCAGCAAGGACCUGGCCGCAGACGAGCUCUUGCUCAGCGACAGAGACGAGGACUACAUCAGCAGCCUCAUCAUGACUGAGGAGGAGGCCAAGCAUAAAACUAUACUGUGGCAUAAGAUCAAUGCUGGGUACUUGAAGGAACAGAAAAUAAAAGAAGAGCUCCGCGCGAAAGAGAAAGACGAAUCCAAAGACAAAAAGAAGAAACUCCGCGGCUCGUACAAGAAGAAGGUCGCUUGCAACGCUGCGACCGCCGGGGAAGCCAUAGAGAAGAUGCUAGCGGAAAAGAAAAUCAGUGCUAAAAUUAAUUAUGAUAUAUUAAAGAGUUUGGACCAACCUGGGACUCCUGCGCCGACGCCGGCCACGCCUGCAAGAGACACGGUCGCUGAUACUAAGCCGCCGACGCCGGCGCCAGCGGUGCCGCAGUCGCCAGUGCCGCGCAAGCGCAAGAAGAAGAUGCCGGCCGCCCCGCCCUCCCCCGCGCCCCGCGCACCCGCCACACCCGCCACACCCGCCACACCCGCCACACCCGCGCCCUCUACACCGGCUAACGAAACAGCAGAAGAUUACGACGAAGACGUGGAAGUGGAACCAACAGACACUGGAUACGAGUCCUUGGCGGCCAUGUUGCAGAACGGAGCGGGAGAUGAUGACGAUUAUUAUGGCUAUGAGGAAUACUGAUCAAAUAUCAUUUUAGUGAGACCCAAUCGCUCCAUCGUCCUCCGUUGCGACAACACAGCGCGUUGCCGCUCCGAUGAGCUCCGUUAUUUUACAUUAGUUUUAAACAAUUUCUGUGUUGUUCUACAUUGAUCUGUCGAUGGAUGUCAACGCAAUGGAGGACGAUGGCGCAAUGGAGCCGAGUCUUAACAUGUUGAUUUAGACUUUUCAGUUGUGAGAAAAAAUAAAUAAGAUGUAUAGAAGAAUAUAUACGCGAGGGAAACUUAGCUACACGACAUAAAACUUAUACGCCUACCCGGCACGGCAGAUCAGUAAAGGUUCUCUUUAUAAAGAUAAAGACACACCAUGAGGGACAAAAGAUUAGACUCCCCAUGUCCUCUCUCAUGUAUUCUAAUACGCGUUUUUCAUGCAUGAACAAAAUGUAUAUAAUUUUAAUUUUAAAAUGUGUAUAGUUUUAAUUAGAUUGAUUAUUGUGUCUUUAUUUUUCUCAGUCGAAGAUUUUAUUGUGUUUACUUUUCGUAGCCGGACGCAGCCAAUCAUAAUGUGGACGUGAUGUUAUAAUCACAAUGUGACUGGUUGCCGUCCAGCUGCAAAACGUCGAGUUUUGACUGGAAAUUAUAUACUACACAUACGAUAUGUAUAAAUUCUGUGACCCUUUUUUUGGGGUAUGGGUUAACUGGUCCCCUACAUUGAAAAACUAACUUCCAGUGUCAUAGAUUUCAAUAACUCCUCUAAUUUUAUGUCGCUAAAAACACUUCAGAUAUAUCUGAGGCGAUGAUCUCAUUUUUGGCAGCAUUUAGGGAAAAUUCUGCCAUGUAGUGAAAACUAGUUUCCUCUUCUUCCUCACAGCUGGUAAGAUCUUCUCUUUGCCUUAUCACUAUCAGAGGCCUGUUUAGAUAGUCACAUAAAAUCUUAAGAAAAAAGUGGUAAUACGAUUAUGUGAUACUAUGUAAAUCUAGAUGAUGCUCGGUAAAUACAUGUAUUGAAUAUGUUUACCUGUAAUUCAUAAAAAAGUUAAGGAAUAUGUUUGUCACCAACACACUUUACAUAUUUGACAUUGACAGUUCGAGACUUUUUUUAACUUUUUCAUGAAUAAGAGGUUUAUUCUUUGAACGGGUAUGUAUUAGAGAAGAUUACAGGAACCUGUGUGUUAGACUGAUUUGUUAUUUAUUUAAGUUAUUUUUCACUUUUUUUGUUUCUUUGUAUAUAAGAUAAAUGAGGUAAAAAAACAGUAGUAGAAAUAUAGCAUGUAGAUGCGUUUUAGUCGAUUCUGUGUGUAUAUUUAUGAAUUUAGAUCGAGUAGUAAAGGUUGUUGAUAUGAAAGUUUUGAAGUUAUACAAAAUCCUUGUGUGCUCUGUAUGCUUGGAAAUUGAUCUUGAGUUAGCGAAAGCUACUUCUUCGUCAUAGACUACAAAGUAUAACAUUUUCGAAUAAAAUUCCGAAGAAAAUAUAAAUACUAAAAUAUCUAAAAUAAGUAACAAAAGCCCCUCGCUUAAAUUAAACGAUUAUGAUGAUCAUUGUAAAAAUACAAGUUGAGAGAAGUUUGGAAUAAUGACGUGACCCCAUGAUUGCAAAUCGUUCUUUCUCAUCUAGAUAGGCAUAAUGCAAUUUUCUGCUUUUAUUUUCAUGUUUUUUUUUUUUAUCGUAGCUUUCGAGGGCUCUUGGUCUACAAUAAUCUGUAUUCCACUGUUAGAAUUGUUAAAACUUUUAUUUGUUAUUAUUCACUAUAAUAUGAUUUAUCAUUCUUUAUAUUUUUAUAUAAUCAUGAGGGUAUAUGUAUAGUGAAAAAUAAUGAACAAAUGUUAUAAGAUACAUACAAAGCGUUUAUUUUUGACAUAUGCUAUUGUUAAAGUUUGAAUUGCCUAAGAUUAAACAACUAUAAAUAGGUUAUUGUAUUAGAUCUUUUUAUACAAAACAUUAGCAUUACUUGUAAUCUCUUUUGGCAAUAAAGAACAUUUGUAUUGUAUUGUAUAAUCAAGAAACCAGCUAUAGAUAGUUUAGUUAUCAUAGUUUGCGAGAUCGCGUCGAAACAAGUUGCUUAGUAAUGAAUCAACACUUAAAUUAUGUCCAAUUAGGCAAUGAUAAACGUUCUACGAAUGAAAUUAGAUUAUUUAGACAUUGUAGAUAAUUAAAAAAUUAUUUGUGUAUGGUAGUUCGGCGUUUUAUACUAUAUAGGUGUAGGAGGGUAGUAGAGCUAUAUAUGUAUAUUCUGUGAGGAUUACACCAAAAAUACUGGGAAGUGGCCUAACACAUUUUAAAGAUGAAUUCCUAUAUACUUAUCAUACGACAGAAAAUGUAUAUAAAAUCAACUGUUGCUAAAGUUUCACUAUAUAUUAUGGAUCAAAUAUAUAUUAUGGAAAUUCAAACUCAUAUAAGAAGACAGAUUUGAAUUAGAUUAUUUUUAACUUCAUUGAGAAGCGAAAAUGAGUACAUAAUAUACUUUUGUAAAAAUGUAAUUAGUCUUGAUAUUAAAAGGCAAAUUGUUUAAACUAUAUCUAACCUAUAUCACAUUGUUUAAUACUAUUAUCUACUGGAUAGUAAGUUCGGCUGUAUUGUUGUAAAAACACUUUGUCUUUAAAAUAUAAUUCAUAGCAUAUAACUUUAUUACUGUUAGUACAUAUACAAUAAAUGAACAUCAGGCACAGAUGAACCUACCACAGCGGGAUCAAGUUUAUCUGCACUCGACUUACUAGAUAUUUUUAUGUUCCUUUUGAAUCUGCGUUUUAUCAAACUAAUAACUUAUUAUCUCGAAAGUUAAUCGUUUAUUAUAAUAACGUUAACUUUCGAUAAGGCCGCCUUUAUUGUUUAAUAUAUAAGGAAGCUAUUCUUUUGGCUAUGUUUCGAUCGGCUUUUCCGUAAAAAAUCCAACUGAUUACUGUCUUGUUGGCUCGAACUUGCUGAUUUAGCAGAAACAUGAGUAUCUGUUACAGCUAAAAUUCGGAAUUCGGUUAAACUUAGGUUUAGCCGGCCGGCUGCACCUAACUCUAGCCGGUUAAACCUAGAGGUAGCCGCACUUUGUGGCCGUAAUAUUUCUACUAUGUCCAUGAGUUGAGCUAUUUACCUAAGUGUAAUUAAGUACAUAGAUACUUAAUGUAUUUUUAUUUUCUUAUAUUAAAUUACCUACCUAAAUAAAAAAGUAUAUGUUUGCUAAG
This is a messenger RNA of Plodia interpunctella (Indianmeal moth), 5318 nucleotides long. RefSeq names its product Brf RNA polymerase III subunit (gene Brf). NCBI's taxonomy places the organism in Eukaryota, Metazoa, Arthropoda, Insecta, Lepidoptera, Pyralidae. The record is from RefSeq and is a predicted model, not a curated record. Gene Ontology annotation, cellular component: transcription preinitiation complex; transcription factor TFIIIB complex; nucleus. Gene Ontology annotation, biological process: transcription by RNA polymerase III; transcription preinitiation complex assembly; DNA-templated transcription initiation. Bases 202 to 2169 code for a protein of 655 amino acids. The transcript has 11 exons. Gene Ontology annotation, molecular function: RNA polymerase III type 3 promoter sequence-specific DNA binding; TBP-class protein binding; RNA polymerase III general transcription initiation factor activity.